Molecule: messenger RNA, 2391 nt
Organism: Abrus precatorius (Indian licorice)
Lineage: Eukaryota; Viridiplantae; Streptophyta; Magnoliopsida; Fabales; Fabaceae
Product: ubiquitin carboxyl-terminal hydrolase 22
Exons: 3
Coding region: 161-1828 (555 amino acids)
Biological process (GO): protein deubiquitination
Molecular function (GO): zinc ion binding; cysteine-type deubiquitinase activity
Source: RefSeq, a predicted model, not a curated record
AAAAACCAUCAACAAUAGAAGUCCACUUCUUUUCCCAUUUCAAUUUGUUGUUCCUUGUUUUCUCUUUUUCACUAAUCCUUUUCCUAUAAUAUUCAGUUUCUGCCACAAUCAUUUUUUGUUUUGCAAACACUCACUUAACUUUCUUUGAAAUCUGAGAGUUAUGUUUCAGAGAAACCCUUCCUACACAAACCCAGGACCCUGUCAACACCUUGCUGAUUACAAGCUCAAGCAUGGCUUCAAUGGCUAUAAAGCCGUACAAAAGCUUCUUGUGACCUCUCCAAUUGGGAGAACCAGUGUGAAGAAACCCAACGCAAAGAUAGCCAGAUGCAGUUUCUGUAAUGGGUGUGAAGGGAGGUUCUAUUUGUGCCUGAUUUGCUCUUCAUUCUCAUGUUUGGAUCAUACCCUUUUGCACCCUCAAUCAGAAACUGGUCAUGCUGUGUUUGUGGACAUUGAAAGGGCUGAACUUUAUUGUGGGUUGUGCUGUGAUCAAUUGUAUGACCCUGAUUUUGAUCAAGUUGUGAUGUCUAAGCACUCAAUGGGUGCCACUGGGAAUGAGAGCAUUGGCCAGAGGUUGAUCAAGAGGAGGAGAUUGGUUUCUGGGGUUGUUGGAUUGGAUUUGGACAAAAAAUAUAAGUGCACAGUUUCAACCAAAGAUCUGAGGGCUAAAUCAUGUUAUCCUAUGGGAUUGAGGGGUUUGAACAAUUUGGGUAGCACAUGUUUCAUGAAUUCUGUGCUGCAAGCAUUGCUUCAUGCACCUCUUUUCCGGGACUAUUUCUUGAGUGGUGGACACUGUUUGGAGGCUUGUCAUCAGAAGAGAACCAUGGAUCGGAUGUGUUUGCUUUGUGAUAUCAAUGCUGUUUUUUCAGCCGUGUAUUCUGGUGAUCAAAAUCCAUAUAGUCCUGCUCAGUUUCUCUACAGCUGGUGGCAGCAUUCAGCACAUUUAGCAAGUUAUGAGCAGCAGGAUGCUCACGAGUUUUUCAUUUCGAUGUUAGAUGCAGUACAUGAGAAAGAGGGUGAAACAAGGAACCGAAGCAAAGGUAAUGGAGAUUGUCAAUGCAUUGCUCAUAGGGUGUUCUACGGGCUAUUGAGAUCAGAUGUUACCUGCAUGGCCUGUGGAUAUACCUCAACAACCCAUGAUCCCUGUGUGGACAUUUCACUUAACUUGGACACCAAUGUUUCUUCAACAGAAAAGGGUAAAAAACUUACCAAACAGAAUGAGGAUGGUAAUGUAUCUACCCUUUCUGGUUGUUUAGAUUUGUUCACAAGACCAGAGAAGUUGGGGUCAGACCAGAAACUUUUUUGCCACAAUUGCCAAGAAAGGCAGGACUCAUUGAAGCAAAUGUCUAUUAGAAAGCUUCCAUUAGUACUUAGUUUGCAUGUAAAGCGAUUUGAGCACUCUUUUGUUAAAAAGUGUUCUAGAAAAAUAGAUCGCUUUGUACACUUUCCAUUUUCCUUAAACAUGACUCCAUAUUUGUCCUCCUCAAUCCUCAGAGCCAGAUAUGGAAAUAGAAUUUAUACUUUUGGGGGUGAUGAAUCAGAUAUGUUUUCUGAGUUUGAGAUUUUUGCAGUGGUAACACAUUCAGGGACACUUGAGUCUGGCCAUUAUGUUUCUUUUGUGCGUUUAAGGAAUCAUUGGUACAAAUGUGAUGAUGCUUGGGUAACCGAGGUUGAUGAGGCGACAGUCAGAGCUUCACAGUGUUACAUGAUUUUCUAUGUGCAGAAAACUUUGUACAAUAAAGCAAAUGAAGAUCUUAGUCACCUGCCAAAUUCCCUUGAAAGAGAGCUAUUUCUUCCUACUGCUGGCUGUAGCAAUAGAGGAGGAUGUUAAGGGGAGUACAUGACGAUCAAAUAGUGGAUUAUAACGUGUGCUUUCUAUGGCAUCGAAAGCCAGCUCCAUGCUCAGUGAGGGAAUUCUUUUUUUGUUCUGAUUCUCCCUCAGGUUUGGAGGUUUGCAGUUUAUAGUUGACAAGAUGGAUUUGCAAUAUGCAUCUUCAAAGUUCAAACUGCUAAAAUGCGGAUAUGGGAAUGAGACAGGUUGCUAACUUGACUCCAAAUGAAUAUUUGCAUGUGGUUAUGUCAUUGGCAGCAUUGAAACAAAAGAUCAAGGAGCCAGAAGUGACUCAAUUUCUUCACAACUUUCCACAGUAUGCUUACUCAAAUUCUUUAAUUGAAGAUAGUCAUGUACAUAACUCUUCUCAACUGAUGCUAAUGAAAAUUGUUCAACAACCAUUGUUACUCUUCCACUAAAUGUGGAGAAAAAGAAAGCUAAGGGCAAAAAAAGAGAUUGGGUGUGGAUGACUGUUACUAAUUCUUUGUCUAACAAGGACACUGCAAUACUUAUGCUAAUGUGCCCUUGCCCUUGAACAUUGCAUUUUGUUGUGAGUGCAGAUU